This is a messenger RNA of Sus scrofa (pig), 2598 nucleotides long. Lineage: Eukaryota; Metazoa; Chordata; Mammalia; Artiodactyla; Suidae. The record is from RefSeq and is a predicted model, not a curated record.
GCGGCCGGAGCCGGCGCCGCGGACCGAGACGGGACGGAUCCUGCUGUCUUCCUCUGAAGAGCUGAUUUUUGUCCCAGCAGUCAGUGUCCCCGUGAGAGGCUCUGUGAAGACCUGGUCCUCCAGGGACGACUCCAUCCCAGAAGCACUUCACCUCAUGGAUGUGCCAAGCCAGGUGAUGCCCAUGGAGCCGGGGCAGGCUCUGGUGCUGCCGCUGCCACUGGCCAAGGCCGAGGAGUCUCCGUUCCCUGGACCGGAUGCCGCCCCCCCAGGCGAGCCCUCCAGCCCCGAGACUGCAUGCCAGCUUUUCAGGCAGUUCCCUUACCAGGUGAUGUCUGGGCCCCGAACCCUGAGACAGCUUCGGAAGCUCUGUUUCCAGUGGCUGCAGCCCGAGCUUCACACCAAGGAGCAGAUCCUGGAGAUGCUGCUGCUGGAGCAGUUCCUGACCAUCCUGCCCGGGGAGAUCCAGAUGUGGGUGCGGAAGCAGUGUCCGGGCAGCGGGGAGGAGGCAGUGACCCUUGUGGAGAGCUUGAAGGAAGACCCCCAGAGGCUGCUGCAGUGGAUCAGCAUCCAAGUUCUGGGACAAGAAGUCUCUUCUGAGAAGGUGAUAGCUGCCAGCUGCCAGGUGGGGGGCAUGGAGCCCCAUCCCGAAGUGCCUCAGGAGCAGGGGCUUCAGCCCCCAGCCUCCGGGCCUGGCGAGCCACCGAGCUGCAUCGUGAAGGAGGAGUCUGACUCGGACCAGGAGCUAGUAGUGGCUGCUUCCCAGCUUCCUGCCCAGCCUGAGGAAAGGCCCACCAGAGACGAGGACCUCGGAGCUUCCCUUCUCCAAGCAGCACCUCAGGCGCAGUGGAGUCACCUGGAUUCCACCCAGAAGGAGCAGUACUGGGACCUCAUGCUGGAGACCUACGGGAAGAUGGUCUCGGGAGGCAUCUCCAAUCCCAAGCCUGACCUGACUAGCCCUGCUGGGUACGGGGCAGAGCUGGCAGGACUGCACCUGCAUGGCAGUGAGAAGAUCCCAAGACCCACCUGCACAGGGGACCGACAGGAGAAUGACAAGGAGAACCUCAACCUGGAGAACUGCAGGGACCAGGAACCUCCAGCUUCAGGAGAGCCACCUUCUCAGGCUUCCGUGGGCGGCCUCUUCGGGGAGGACCAGCUGAAGCACCUUGCAGCAGAAGAGAACCCCCCUGAGGCCCAGGAGAGCCCCCAGGGCGAGUGGCCGGGGGCCCAGCUCUCUCCGCAGGAGAGGAGUGCGGGGAAGCGGCAGAGUCCGCGUCUGCCGCGAGCCCCCCCCGGAGAGCCGUCCGUGCAGGGUGUGGAGGAGAGGAGAGAGGGCCCCCAGCGGGCGCAGCCGAGAGCGCCCAUGGCCCAGAGAGUGCCCACCUGCAGGGAGUGCGGGAGGACCUUCUACCGGAACCCCCAGCUUAUUUUUCACCAAAGAACUCACACCACCGCCAAGACGAGCUUUCAGUGCCCCACCUGCAAAAAAGCCUUUCCGAGGAGCUCAAACUUGGUGAAACAUCAGCGAACCCACACAGGAGAGAAGCCCUGCAAGUGUGAUUACUGUGGGAAGAGCUUUAGCGACUUCUCGGGGCUGUGUUACCACAAGAAAACGCACACAGGAGAGAAGCCCUUUAAAUGUCCCAUCUGUGAGAAAAGCUUUAUUCAAAGAUCCAACUUUAAUAGACACCAGAGGGUUCACACAGGAGAGAAACCCUAUAAAUGUUCCCUCUGCGGGAAAAGUUUCAGCUGGAGGUCAAGCCUUGACAAGCAUCAAAGAUCCCACUUGGGAAAGAAGCGCUUUCAAUAGCCAAGCUCUCCUGGCCCAUUUCUGUCUCUGGGUCCAUUUGAAGAUUCUAGGCUCCAUCCGGAGAAACUGCAUCUCCUAGAAAAUCUCCCUGUUCUCCCAUUUUUUCAUGGAUUGGAGAGCAGAGGCGAACCUGGUCUCAGACCUGGAGGGUAUCUCGGCCUCUGGAUGGGAUUUCACACGGUGUUGCUUUCUUGCUUCUCCAUCAGGAGAAAGACAAGUCUUCAUCUUUCAGCUGAUCUCUCCUCGUGGACCCCCGGGGAAAGGUGUCAUUAGGAGACCCCGUUUUAGGAGUGCUCUCCAGGAAGGGCUGAACUGCAUGAGCCACAGCUGGCGCUCCGGGGAAGAACCUUUAGGACUGCGGUCCCAGAGCAGAGCAGGUCUUCUGUUCCAGAAGGGGUGCGUCGAGGCCAGUGAGCUCACGCCCACGUGUGGUCUCUGUCGCAUGGGUGCCCCUUGUUUUCAAUAAAGCCAGUCACUCCCGGUCUCGUUUGUGUCUGCAGUGUCCACCGUGCACUGACUGUAACUCACAGGCCCUGUGUGGUACUCGAGGUCCUCCAUCAGCUGGGACGGACCCCGCAGGUUUACCGCUAGCAGGGCAGUGCUGGACACGCAGGUGUCCCCUUUCCAUGCCCGCCUCCCACUCACUCUUGGGCCUCAAGUUGCCCCUCUUUCUCCUGGAGUCUCCCUUAGGCCAUCCAUCGUUUUGGCCAGAGUGCUCGGUGCUGUAAAAGUGUCUUCCUUAUCUCAUUUUGUCUGUAUGUGUGAGGAAGAAAUCAAUGGUAUUGAUCGAA